Messenger RNA from Malaya genurostris, 3335 nucleotides. RefSeq names its product zinc finger protein 665-like. The record is from RefSeq and is a predicted model, not a curated record. Lineage: Eukaryota; Metazoa; Arthropoda; Insecta; Diptera; Culicidae. Bases 489 to 3164 code for a protein of 891 amino acids. Gene Ontology annotation, cellular component: nucleus. The transcript has 4 exons. Gene Ontology annotation, biological process: regulation of transcription by RNA polymerase II. Gene Ontology annotation, molecular function: RNA polymerase II transcription regulatory region sequence-specific DNA binding; DNA-binding transcription factor activity, RNA polymerase II-specific.
AAGAGUGCACAGAUUUUGCACAGACUAAUUUAUGUUUCGAUCUCAGAUUUUUGAAAAAAUUGACCUGGCAACCUUGUAUUCAUCGUGUGUGUACAACCCAGCUCGGUGGCAAUGAUAGGGCACUCCAGCAAGUGCUAUCGUAGCCAACAUCUGGGGCAUUUGGUGGGCAAUCAGAGCGCUCAGAGUAUGGUAAACAAACAUUCGGGCGUUUCAAAUCGAGUAAAAUCUUAAUUUUUCUUAUCGUAGUGAUGAUAUUCUGAUCGAUAAUUUGCGGGGAAGUGCGGUAAAGGGUACUGAAUAAACAAGUACUUUGUAAUAUCCAAUUUUUUGUUAGCCAUUCUUUUUCAUUGUUUUGGUUUAAGCAGAAUGAUGCUGGCCACAGUUUCAUGACGUCAUAGCAGGAGGCUGGUACAACCCCUUCAUCGAUUGACUAAUUAAAAUUAAAAACAAACUAUCUAACUGUUUAGUGCUAUAAAAACAGUUGAAGUAUGAGCGAAACAGGGCCCCUGGCGAAAGAAGAACCGGAUAUCAAACUAGAGAUAUCGUACAAUGAAGAGACAAUAGAUGAUGCAAAAAUCGAGCCUCAAGUGAAUGAGAAGAAACCUACGGUAACUGCGGAACAUCUAAACGUGGAUGAUAAAAGCAUCAUUAAUCAGAACAGCCAAGGUGAUAAGACGAAUGCGAAGUUAGCCGUAGAUAAAAAUCGUCGGCACAAAUGUGACGUUUGUGGUAAAGCAUUCUCGGAGAAAUUCAUCCUCACGAACCACAUCCGCUCGCAUACUGGCGAGAGACCCUUUCACUGUGAGGUAUGCGGGAAAACUUUCAAACAGCGAAAUCAUUUGUGGCGACACAAGUUUACCCAUUCCGAUGCUCGACCGUUUGAGUGCAAGCAAUGCAAAAAGGGAUUCCUUACCCGAGAAUAUCUGGCAAUUCACAUGCUCGUCCAUGCUGGCAAGCAACGGUACCGGUGCGGUAUAUGCGGGAAGAUUUGCAGUACAAGUAAAGGCUUGGAAAUGCACAACAGAGCCCACAACGGCGAAGAUCCAUUCAAAUGCGAUACGUGCGGUAAAAACUUUUCCAACUUACAUUAUCUGACGUCUCAUCAACGGCUUCACACUGGGGAAAAUUUGUUCAAAUGUGAGGUAUGUGGCAAGGAAUUUGCUUUCAAAAGUCAUCUCCAGACUCAUAUGGUAGUUCACACGAACGACCGUGCCCACAAAUGUGACAUCUGUGGAAAAGGAUUCAUCUCGAACUGUCGUCUUGUGACGCACCUUCACACUCACACCGGUAACAGCCCGCACAAGUGUAAUCUGUGUGACAAGGUUUAUACAUCGGCCAAAGCGGUGCGAGCACAUAUGAAAGUUCAUGACAAUCCGUACAAAUGUGAAGUUUGUGGAAUGCUGUUCACGGAAAACUUGUCCCUGCGAAGGCAUCGCAGUACUCAUGUGGGAAAGAAGAUAAGGAAACGCUAUAAAGUUCGUCACCAUAAAUGUAGAGUUUGCGGCAUUGAAUGUGCCGAUGUGGAUGCUCUGAGAGAACACAGAAAAACGCACCCCAGUGUUAGAAUCGAACCACACAAAUGUGACAUUUGCAGUAUGAAAUUCGCACUGCACAAAACUCUCGAGCGGCACAUGAAAGUUCAUACCGAUGAAAAUCCGCACCGAUGCGAUGUCUGUGGGAAGCAGUUCCAGAAGAACAUGCUUCUCAAAAGACACGUGAUAUGUGUUCAUUCCAACAAAUUACCUUUCAAAUGUACGAUUUGCGAUGAAGGGUUUCCCUAUGAUCGGGACCUUCGGCAGCACCGGUUCGUGCAUCUGAACGUUGCAACGGAACAGUGUACCAUUUGCGGCAUUAAGUAUAUGAAAGGUAAGAACGGACUGAAAACCCACAUCGAAAAAAAGCAUCCCGAAACAAUUUCGGGACAAGAUGGAACGAACGAAACGAGCAUAAUGCCGCAGGAUACAGGAAACGAUGGUCCGGCACCGCAAGUAGACGGUAUCGCCCAAUCCGAACAAAAAUCGGAAAAUACCGACAAAAAAACUGAUUCGGAUAAAAAGUCGUCUAACCCCGCCACUGUCAGUAAAACCAAAAAGAAGCCUUCUUUCAAAUGUGACAUUUGUAGCAAAGAAUUUUCCACACGACCACUACUCGCUUCGCACAGAGUUCGGCAUACGAACGAAAAGCCCUUCGGUUGUGAUGUUUGUGGGAAAGAUUUCUACCGCCAAGCCGAACUACGAAGACACCGGCUCAGUCAUACCAAGGAGCGAUUGCAUAAGUGUACGCUCUGCGAAAAGUCGUUCACCACCAGUAGCUACUUGACGAUGCACUUGCGCAUCCACACCGGGGAACAGUUGCACAGAUGCGACGUCUGUGGCAAAGGCUAUAACACCCGGGAAGGAUUGACGCUGCACCGUCGAAGCGUGCAUACCGGCGAACGGCCGUUCUCGUGCGAUAUAUGCGGCAAAUCUUUUCCUAUUUACAAUCAAAUGAAGCAGCAUCAGCGAAUUCACACCAGUGAAAGAACCGUCAAAUGCGAUAUGUGUGACAAAGCGUACUUCACUGAAAGUCAACUGCGGCGGCAUAAGAUUUCGCAUAGUGACGUGAAGCCGGUCAGUUGCGAUGUCUGUGGAAAAGGUUUCAUGGAUAAUUACUUCCUAAAAUUGCAUCUUCCGAUUCACACGGCAGAUGGUUUGCCGCACAAGUGUGAAUUCUGUCCGAAACAAUUUUCCACGUUGAAUCAUCUUACCCAACAUCGACGGAUUCAUACCGGUGAGAAACCGUACAACUGUGGUGUGUGCGAUAAACAGUUUAUUCGACCGGUGGACAUGCUUAGACACGAACGUAUUCAUGCCACCGAGCGACCAUACCGUUGUGUAACCUGUGGCGAAGGCUUUCUUAAACAAAUCGAUUGCAAACACCACAAGCAGCAAGCUCAUGGUGGCAAACCACUGGCAUGUUGCCAGCUUUGUAAUAAACAGUAUGGAACACAAAGAAGCCUGGAACGCCACAUGACUGCGGUGCAUUCGGACGAAGCUGAUACUGCACUAUUGGAGGAACCCAACAUCGAUUCUGAGCAGCAGCAGCAGCAGGCGCCGGAACAUUUGCAGCAAGUGGAAAAAGAAGAAAUUUCCGCCCCGCAGGUUACCGAAGAUGCUCGUGAAUGAUCUGAUCAAGUAGGGACAAUGUAAGUUUUGAAUCUUACGGCACAUUUGACAGACGAAAUAAAAAAAGUAUUAUAGAAAAUUUCAGUUCAUGUUUUAAUUCUUUUCCCAAAGCUUGUGAACAUUUUGAUAUCAUGGAAAACUCAAUAAACGUGAAUGAUAAAAAUCGUCGCA